GCCUUCAAGAAAGAGUGUGGCAGCGGAAUCCAUUGUAUUAACAACAUAGUUUCGAAAACGAAAAAUGAGACAAACACCGACGUUUUAUGCUCUCAGGGGACUCUCAAGUUAUGCUACAAAGGUUUGGGGUUUUGUAUUGUCUCUGAUUGAUCAAUGACAUAAACAUUUUAAAGCCCUCAUGUGCCUUUCUAUCUUGGACCGAGAGAGGAGUAUACAACAUACACACAACAUGGCUUCUACAUCUAACCUAGAUCCUGUUUCUACAACUGGCGAUGAGCGAGUGGACGGGGCGCUAGAUGCAGAGCGCCCAGACACUGGAGCUCAACACGCUGACGCGUCCGCCCACCAGGUCACCCUAGAUAGCUUGUGCGAUCUACCUCCUAGGAUAAUUAGAACUCCUGAAUUUGAGAGUGCCGAUGGCCGAGCGGCAAAAAAGCUGGAUCUUGGUAAAACAGCGGACGACAUUGUGUGCGAGGUACUGCGUGGAGACCUGGACCCUGACAAAGGAGCUCGGUGCAUUGACGCGCUCAUCCGGGCGCUUAGGACAAUGAUAACCUUGAAGGAGCAAAUGGAGCCAGCAGCGAGUAUGCCAGCUGGCGGCCCACCACCGCCACGUCCGGUAGCACCAGAUCCCAUAAAGAUGGAGUAUUUUCUAUACUUUUUCUGGACCCAUACAGUGAUUUCGUACGCUGGUUCGCUGAAUCCUGACGAUGAAGAACAGGCUCGCUUGAUUGAUCUGAUGGACUCGUUGAGUCGACUGGAACCAAUUGAAAUUGAUGUUUGGGGGGCGUCCCAGAAAGCUCUGGAAAGAGUUUCCCUUUCUGGGGCCAUAUAUGCGGGAUGAUUGGAACCCGACACUACCUGAGAUUGAUCCUGAUCCUUUCUCGAAUUGCAGUUGUAAGCGCCUCCAUCUGCCUCAAGAUCCCGAGUGCCCGAGAG
This is a messenger RNA of Aspergillus homomorphus CBS 101889, 939 nucleotides long. RefSeq lists its product as uncharacterized. The coding region runs from base 179 to 844 and encodes 221 amino acids. Lineage: Eukaryota; Fungi; Ascomycota; Eurotiomycetes; Eurotiales; Aspergillaceae. The record is from RefSeq and is a predicted model, not a curated record. The transcript has a single exon.